AUGGCGGUCCGAGCAACGGUGUCGCGUUUCCCGAUUGAUGCGGAUGCUCAGGAGGCGUCGGGACUCCCCUGGGGACUGACAGUAACACCAUUCGCAGCCAAAGACGAGAACGGCAUCGGACCAGCGUACGGAUCCAACGGCCAUCUUCUCCCUCGGUGCGAGAACUGCUACGCCUACUUCAGCACCUACGGUCAACUCGACCAGUGGGCUUGGAAUUGCGCGCUCUGCGGCACUCUCAAUGGACUCACUUCCGAUGUAAUUGCUCGCUACUCUAAUCCUCACUCGAUCCCUGAGAUGUCUUCCUCCUUCAUUGAUCUCGAGUUGCCUCUGGAGGAAGAAAUGACGCAAGCGCACCCUGUAUAUGUCGCCGCCAUCGAUCUCUCCUCUUCUGAGGAGUUUUUGGAGCUCACUAAAAGUGCAUUACUAGCUGCUCUGGAAGCCUUAAGUCCAGGGUCUCUCUUUGGUCUUGCUACCUUUAGCCACAAAAUAGGACUAUAUGAUGUUCAAGGACCUAUACCAGUUGUAAAGAAUGUGUUUAUUCCCCCUGAUGUGGAGAGCAGCUUAUCAUUAGAACUCGAGGAUGUCAUGCCGUUGCUUCAAUUUUUGGCUCCAGUAGAAACUUGCAAGGAUCGUAUUGCUGCUGCUCUUGAGACACUCAGACCAAUAACUUCUUGGGAGAGGUCAUCUGGAGCAGCUCAAGGGCUGGAUAGUGUGUUGAUGGGUGGUAGAGGCUUUGGCACAGCAUUGGAAGCCCUCUUCAACUAUCUAGGAUCUGAAUUUGGGAAUACAUUCGCAUUAGCUAGGGUGUUUGCUUUCCUAUCUGGUCCUCCUGAUUAUGGACGUGGACAGCUGGAUACAAGUAGGUAUGGCGAACAAUAUGCAAGUAAAAGAGUGGAUGCUGAUCGGGCUCUACUUCCUGAGCAAACACCAUUCUACAAAGACAUAGCCACCAUAGCUGUCCAAUCAGGUGUGUGCGUAGACGUAUUUGCAGUUACAAACGAGUACACAGAUUUAGCAUCUCUGAAGUUCCUUAGCAUUGAAAGUGGUGGCUCGCUGUUUUUGUACUCAAGUACUGAUGAUUCAACUCUUCCCCAAGACAUGUUUCGGAUGCUUAACCGGCCGUAUGCAUUCAAUUGUGUCUUGAGAUUGAGGACGUCGACUGAAUUCAACCCUGGCAACUCUUUUGGUCACUUUUUUCCUGAUCCACAGUAUGAGAACCUUCAACAUAUCAUCUCCUGUGAUUCGUAUGCAACAUAUGCUUAUGACUUCGAUUUUGCAGAUAAUACUGGAUUUUCCAGACAUUCUGGAGAGCAACCUGUGGUGCAAAUUGCAUUCCAGUACACAGUUAUUGUACCUCCCGAGGGAGUGUCGAAUUCAGAUAUGUCAUCUUCAAGCAGAGGCAAACACACACUUCAGAGACGACUAAGGAUCAGAACCAUGCAAUUUGGAACUGCCCUCAACAUCAAUGAAAUUUACGACAGUGUGGAUCAUGAAGUUGUUCUCUCAUUACUCGUUCACAAAGUUAUUGUAGCCUCUCUAGCUGAUGGAGUCCGAGAAGGGAGGGCAUUGCUUCAUGAUUGGCUAGUAAUCCUAACAGCACAAUACAAUGAUGCCUUCAAUCUCGUCCAAUACAAAAAUGGAAAGAAGUCGAUGAGUUCUCAGAUUGACGUCUCGUUUUCACAAUGUCCUCAACUUCAGGCUUUGCCUCGGUUAGUCUUUGCCUUGCUCCGUAAUCCCCUUCUCCGGUUUCAUGAAGAAGGUGUUCAUCCUGAUUACAGAAUCUACUUGCAAUGCCUUUUCAGUGUGUUGGAUCCGGGCUCCCUUCAUUGCGGGAUUUACCCAGCUCUAAUGUCAUACUCAACACCGGAUAAAGAGGCGUAUCCGCGCCAUUCAUUGAGUCGUGCAGCAUUGAUAACAAGUGGUAGUCCGAUAUUUUUCCUAGACGCAUAUACCACUUUGAUUGUCUUCUAUUCAUCAAUAGUAGACCCUUCAGUUCCUUUCCCUCCACCACAAGACUCUUUAUUGAGGAAGACCAUAAAUAAGGUGAAGCAAGAAAGAAGCAUCACACCGAAACUGAUGUUUAUCCGAGCAGGACAAGACGACGCUACUGCCUUUGAGAGCUAUCUUAUAGAAGAACAAGAUGUGGAUGGUAGCGGUUUUGCUAGCACCAUGGGUUUUGUGUCUUUCCUCGAAGAUAUUUCACGGAGCGUCGCUGAAUACAUGAAGUGA
Molecule: messenger RNA, 2229 nt
Organism: Arabis nemorensis
Lineage: Eukaryota; Viridiplantae; Streptophyta; Magnoliopsida; Brassicales; Brassicaceae
Source: the annotation of a GenBank genome assembly